AUGUUUAAGAAAUUGUCCCGGAAGACCGAAAAGACGAUACCCGAUGAGAAGCUGAUCAAGAUAGACGUUCCCGUAAAGGAACUGCCCUCAGAAAUUAAGCCUCCGAAGGCCAAGGAACUCACGGCUGAGCAGCAGAAUAUGUACCAAGAAGUGCUGAAACAUUUUAGCAAUCCGGACCUGAAGCUACCCAAGACCGAGAAGAACCAGGACGGGAAGUUGGAAGCUCUGACGGAUAACGAAAAGGCUUGGCUAACAAGAGAAUGCUUCUUGAGAUAUCUGAGGGCCACGAAGUGGGUAUUGAAAGACUGUGUCGACAGAAUCUCGCAGUCCAUAGCAUGGAGAAGAGAGUUCGGUAUUAGUCAUAUGGGCGAAGAAAACGGCGAUGAGCUGACUUCGGAGGAGGUUGCUCCAGAAAACGAGACCGGUAAGCAGGUUGUUCUGGGCUACGAAAAUGAAGCCCGUCCUAUACUCUACCUGAAGCCCGGGAGGCAAAAUACGAAGACUUCCCACAGGCAGGUGAAGCAUCUGGUCUUCAUGCUGGAGAGGGUUAUCGAUUUUAUGCCUGUGGGACAGGAUUCAUUGGCGCUUCUGAUCGAUUUCAAAGAAUAUUCGGAUGUUCCCAAAGUCUCAAGUAACAGCAAGAUUCCACCACUCGGGGUCGGAAAGGAAGUACUGCACAUACUGCAAACUCACUAUCCAGAAAGAUUGGGCAAAGCACUAUUGACCAAUAUACCAUGGCUAGCAUGGACUUUCUUGAAAUUAAUUCAUCCCUUCAUUGAUCCAUUGACCAGGGAAAAGCUGGUCUUCGACGAGCCAUUUGUGGGAUACGUGCCAAUGGACCAGCUAGAUAAAUUGUACGGAGGUUAUUUGGAUUUCAACUACAAGCACGCAGUUUAUUGGCCCAAAUUAGUCGAGGACUCACGCGAGAAGAGGGAACAUUAUCUAAAGAGAUUCCAGAAGUUCGGAUCGGUCAUCGGUCUUAGUGAAUAUGAUCUAAGGGGUACUCAUGAAGAAUUGAUUUAUCCAGUAAAAAAAUAA
This is a messenger RNA of Torulaspora globosa, 1038 nucleotides long. It is a transcript of the gene PDR16, whose product is annotated as phosphatidylinositol transporter. Gene Ontology annotation, molecular function: phosphatidylinositol transfer activity. Bases 1 to 1038 code for a protein of 345 amino acids. The transcript has a single exon. NCBI's taxonomy places the organism in Eukaryota, Fungi, Ascomycota, Saccharomycetes, Saccharomycetales, Saccharomycetaceae. The record is from RefSeq and is a predicted model, not a curated record.